This is a messenger RNA of Sphaeramia orbicularis (orbiculate cardinalfish), 1885 nucleotides long. It is a transcript of the gene ssuh2rs1, whose product is annotated as ssu-2 homolog, related sequence 1. Bases 257 to 1432 code for a protein of 391 amino acids. The record is from RefSeq and is a predicted model, not a curated record. The transcript has 13 exons. Gene Ontology annotation, molecular function: heat shock protein binding. Lineage: Eukaryota; Metazoa; Chordata; Actinopteri; Kurtiformes; Apogonidae.
AAGCUUAUAAAGUUGAUCUCACCAACGAGAAAGUUUUCCUGUUACUGACACGAGAGGAAAGAGAAAAAGCAGAGAAAAAGCGGUAGUUGGCCCUAACUGUCACUGAAGUGGGGGUGGGGUGCAAUAAAAGGUAAUUAUUUCCUUUUGUCAUAUGACUUUUAGGUGAUCCUGUGGCCGGAGCUGACCUGAGCGCACAGUCACAUCUGGGAAGACUUAAGUUGGUUUGUCUUUUGCAGUUGUUUUCCAGUACAGUCGAAUGGAAAGUCAGCCAAUUAUGAGCCAUAACAGGACUUACGGAGUGGCCAAUCCAGGUUAUGUACCAGAGGCGGUGGCAGGGGCUCCUGCAAUGUUCGCCCCACCCGCUGCUGGUUCCUUCGGCCCCAGCGCUCCUCCGGCCAACAUGUUUGAUACAGUGCCUGGUUAUGAAGGAACAAUGGCCGGAGAAGGAGGUGGAUUUCUUCCCCCUCCUAUGCCUCUUAACCCAGUCCCGCAGCCCCAGCCUGGACCAGAACAACCACAAUGGAAUAUUCCCUCCAUCACUGAGGACACGGCCAAGGAAGCCUUUGCGCUAUUUGCCUCUAGCAAGUGUUGCUACAGUUCAGCGCCUGCAAAGGAAGGUGGGAUCACCAAUAUGGAGGCCUUCAAUACGUACAGAUACCGCCUGGAAACCUUUACUGAAUCAAGAUCCACACAGUGGGCUCAAGAGCCAUACCAUGGCCAGCCAGUGGAUGCCUACUCCUCGCCUCCUCCAGGGCCAUGGGAUAUUCCUGCUAAAGUCCCCAGCUUUUUUCAAGAUUCCAAACAAAUUAUAAAAGUUCCUUACACUUCAUCAAUGAAAACUUGCCAUGUUUGUUUGGGAAUGGGACGGAAACCUUGCAGAGACUGUGCUGGUGCUGGAAAUAAAGCUUGUUGGGUGUGCAACGGAAGUGGCUACCGACAUGGAGAUGAUCGAUGCCACCACUGCAAUGGCAGAGGGAGGGAAAACUGCAGCCACUGUCAUGGGCAAGGAUCAAAGCAGUGUCCCACAUGUCAUGGGAAACAACAGCUUCUGGUUUACAUCAACCUCACUGUGAAAUGGACCAACAACUCUGAUAACUAUGUUGUGGAACAGUCAAGUGGACUCCAAGUGGAAAACCUGAGCAAAGUGUCUGGCCAAGAGCUUUUUAGAGACUCCCAGUACCUGGUAUACCCACUGAUGAGUUUCCCAGACAUGGCAGUGGUGAAUGCUUCACAGCGCUUUGUCAGUGAACACCAGGGCAAGUUCUCCCAGACAUCAAGAAUUCUGCAGCAGCGUCAAACUAUAGAGCUGAUCCCUGUCACCAGGGUGACCUACUCUUGGAAAGGGAAAUCACACAUCUACUUCGUUUAUGGGAAUGAGUUUAAAGUUAGUACAGAUGACUAUCCUGCUACCUGUUGUUGUACUGUGAUGUAAUUGCAAUUGUACUCAUCCAAAUCAUUAAAUAUAAGACACAACUUCACUAACAAAUUAUCAAUGAGCAGUUUACUGACAUGUGCAGCUAUAACCUUACUAAUAUAUGAUGUCAAGUGGCAGUUAUCUGGUGUAUUCAGCACGUCUGAAUAUGUCAUCUGAUAAAGGCUGUUGAAUAAGUCACUGAUGGGGAAAUUCUUGUUGUAAUAAAUGCCAUUCAUAAAUACAUGCAUGCAACUGAUUUUUUACUGAUAGUAAAAAAAUGUACUUUUUAAGUGUUAUAUUAUACCGUUUGAUAUUUUUAUGUUAUGUCUUUGUGACAGGAAUUUGCUGCAAUAGUGCCUCUUUGUAUUAUAUGAGGACAUAAACCUAAAUGCCGUUAAAAGAUAAUCGUGUAAAAAAAUGUAUUGCUUGAUUUAUAAAAAUGCCAUGAUUUUAAUAAAAAGUCUUUCGCAA